Dicrocoelium dendriticum is the source of this 783-nucleotide messenger RNA. NCBI's taxonomy places the organism in Eukaryota, Metazoa, Platyhelminthes, Trematoda, Plagiorchiida, Dicrocoeliidae. The record is from the annotation of a GenBank genome assembly.
CUUGGGAUAAUGUCGACGGACAACAGCCCCUUAGUCUCUGUGACACCUGAGAAAGUGCUGUAUAUUAAAGCUUUUGACUCCUUGGAAAUAAUUUACGGAAUAUCGUUGAGCAGAUCAAUAAGCGCUGAUAAAAACACGGAGUGCAGCACAGAUGCUGCAUGCCAGACUGUAACUUUGAGAAAUCUGAGGGAUGCGAAGGUAUUUUACCGGGUGGAAUCCAAUGUGCCGGAAUUGUAUUAUUUUUUUCCUCGCUAUGGUUGCCUCGAUGCGCUGAGAACUACAGAACUUUGUGUAGUUGUACUGCCAUUUGACUUCGACCAGCCAACCAAUCAUUACCAUGAGCUGACAAUUCAGAGCAUGUUAGCGACCAGCGAGGAAACGACAGAGCUUCAAGUAGUGUGGGAGGAUGCCGAUCCGGCUAAGAUUUGGAAACACAAACUGCAGUGCAUACCGUGGGUGCAAGGGAACCUGGUUAUGAAUCCCAGUCAUGAGCUUGUAUUGGACGAAGACAGGGUGAAAUACAGCACACAAACUUCGUCUACGACUGUUUCGACAUUGCCAAAAUCUAGCAGCAUUAGCCCAGGCAAAACGAAAAUUCUGUUCGUCUUUCGGAAACCACUGGAAAUGCGCGAUGUUCCUACAGCUCUUGACACAAUCACAAUAUCAGCAUCGUCAAUUGCAACUAGUAGCAACCAUCCUAUCUGUGAUUUGUUAUAUACCAUCAAGUGUGUAUACGUCAGGUCAAAAACACCACCGUCUCUUUCCAAAUUCGAAGGGCCUUAA